Molecule: messenger RNA, 2942 nt
Organism: Amoebophrya sp. A25
Lineage: Eukaryota; Dinophyceae; Syndiniales; Amoebophryaceae
Source: the annotation of a GenBank genome assembly
CAAAUUCAACUAUUGUAUCCCUAGAAUAAAGAAAAUAAAUCAAUGCUACUCACUAGGAGGAAAAAGGAUUCUUCCAUGGUUGAGUUUAAUAUAAUAAUGAUAAUAUAUGUUUAAUAAUUUUCGACGUUUUUGUUCUUAAGCGUGUAUCUAUUUUUGUUUUUCGUCUUUCCACGUAUGCUGUUCCUCUGCGCUUCCUCAGUUUGUUGAUGUCUAUCUCUAUCGCGAUCCUUCAUGAUUGUCAAAAGAAAAGAUAGCUACAUGGCGCACAGUGCUCGUACUGUAUAAAACCGUUAGACGGUUGCAAUACAUUAAGUAGCUGCAUGCGCCGCUGGUAGAGAAGUCCGCGGAAUUCAUUGUGAGCACAAUUUUGAAGAUUACCGUUCCUGCCUCACAUACAGCGCCAGGUGAAAUAAACAAACGGCCAAUUCUUGUCGGCAUGCAUGAACUUUCAAGAAACGCACCUGAGAGCUCUCCUUCCGAGGCCGCGACAGCUGUCGUUCUCUGCGACACCGCUACAGUGGCGGACUUCGUGCCUCCGGCAAAUGGUUAUCAAGUUGCCGACGUUUUGGUGCUCUCCAGUUCCACGAGAACGAGGUCCUUGGAAAAUGCGAAUCCUCCUGAAGAAGGACUAUUAGCUCCUGGACGAGGGGGAAACCCAGGAGGAGAUACCGGGGGCCACGAUAAACUAGAAGAUGCGAACAACAAUUACAGCGAAGAGUGUGCCAGUCGCACUGGGAGCAGCUACGUCGAUGUUUCUGCGCAUGCAGACGUGGGGCCGACAAGUUCUUUUGGGGGCGGAAGUAUACCCUAUCAUGAAGCCGCCGAACAAGGACCACCGGGAACAAAUUAUAAGACGAACAUGACAACAGGUGAAUUAUCAUCAUCGGUAUCGAAUUGCUCCCCGUCGUCUAGAAGAAAAAUCAUAGUGGAUCCUCCGUCGCGUUCGGAAUCGUCGAGCACUUUCAGAGGUGCUGGUCUUAGUGCCGGAGUUGUAGAUUUAGGUGGCCAGCAGGAUCAACCGAGAUUGAGAACUAGAAGUGGAGAAGAAGUCGGGGAUGAUGCGAUGCACCCAGCCGGUGGAGCAGUAUCGUCGUCGUCCAAUGGAAGCUUUUACUUGCCCCCAUCCAUCUCUGCAGGUUCUUUGCAACAGCCAUUAGCGUCGGUUGGUCCUCCUGGAGGUCCACCUGGCUCAGCUGCUCCGGUUGUGGGCCUCUUUGACUACGCCACUGGAAGUAGUUCUAGUGCGAGAGUUGUGCAAGAAAUAACUUAUUAUAAAGUAAAUCCUGACGAGGCUCGGUUUAUUCGAAGAGCGAGCGCGGACCGCAUGCAAUUGGAGCAUUGGAUUAAGGCACCUGAAGAUAAAUCAUUUUUGCAGCUCAUUGAACUUUUCGGUUUUCGCUUUUUUUUCUAAUCAGAUUUUUAGGAGAAUCAAUAUAAUAGAAAUACGCACUUACCCUGUCUUAGUCUUUGGAAAUGAGUCAAUGGUAUAGUGCUAGUGGAAAGCGCUAAUUGGAUCCAGGAACACUGCAAACAGCCGAGCGUCGCGUCUGGAGCUACGCCGCAGCAUGACGCCACACCCUUAGAAGACAAGAGAAUGAACAGUCUCAGCGGGACCAGCCUCACUGUGUCGCAACCAAAUACGCUGUACGGAGCAGUGCAGCAACCUGCAAGUGGUGGUUUUAGUGAUCCGGCCAGUGCAACUCGUAUUCGGCCGUGCGCCGACAAUGAAGGAAUGGGCUCCGCGACUAACUUCAAUGAUCCGCUCCAGGUAUGCGAAAACCUCGAUAAUAUAGUCGCAUUGCUAUCUUCUACGCUACCCGAAGUACAUGCGACGAUGCGGGACGCACGUACUAGACGAAAAAACUUACUAGAAUUUUAUUGUGUUGGUCGAUCGCGAUCCAGAAAUGAAGCAAAGUAAUCUUUUUGUACCUUUUCAUCUAGUUCGGCGUGCUCUAUGUAUAACAACAUCAUAGAUAAGCAAGAAGCGAGAUUGCAGAGACGUCGGUCAUGGAUUUUCAAACUACAUCUUUACCCAUGAUAAGGUAUACGAGAACAGAAAUUGGAGAAAGAAAAUGCGCACCUCAAAACUGCAGUAGAUAAGUUGAAGACUCAGAUUUUACGCUUGGAACGGCAGAUAAAACGCGAAAGGGAUAGUAAAAGCAGAGAAAUUGCGGAGAUCGAGCGCAUGUACGAAUCCCUCCAUAACGAGCACGAAAAGGUAAUGAAGCGGUAGUAACUUAGUUCGAUCUUUGCCAAUUCUCUUGUGCAUAGAUAUGCGUGCUGACGAAUGUAGAAGGUUUUUUUUAGUACUGACUUAUCUUCAACGUGGAGUUUAAUGUUGUAUAUACUCGACGAAUGAAUGUAUCCUAAAGCUGUAAUAAUGUUUCUGACAGACUGUGGACCAGCUGCAGAUGACGCAGCAGGUUGCGGCAAUCACGGUAGAAGGGGGAGCACCGGACUCGCCACAAUUUAUGCGGAAACAUAACACCACCUCGGCACAGGCGUGAAUACGGCUAUAUGCGCGUCGCAGUCCGUCCUGUAUAGCGCUCUGCGAACGACACACGAAUUUCUUGUGUGACAUUCACGUGAUUUUUUGAAUUGCAGACGGAUUCUUGUUGUUUUCUGUCAUCGAUCUUCUUAUGUAUGAAUAUCCGGAUGAAAGAGAUGGUUUCUCUCUCAUCUCGACGACACGCAGUCGCGUCUCGACACAACUCGUUGCAUUGGACAGCUUUUUGCAAAGACACGUCGUCGUACAUUCUUUCACACUUCGCUGCUUGCUUUUUUCCGAUAGAUUUAAAGGCAGAGGACAGACAGAUUAUAGAUUGGAGAUCAUGGACAGGACAUUCGAGUUUGUGCCACUACUUAGAGUUUGAGCUAGCGCUUAGCCAUCAACUAUUUUCAGUCGUCUUUCAUCGUGUCGACUGGAGUUCAGAAGAGCGAUU